Rotaria sp. Silwood2 is the source of this 717-nucleotide messenger RNA. The record is from the annotation of a GenBank genome assembly. NCBI's taxonomy places the organism in Eukaryota, Metazoa, Rotifera, Eurotatoria, Philodinida, Philodinidae.
AUGGGUACCUACAUGCACUGCCGGCCGUUCUGCGGCACCUAUAAUUCAACUUCUUCGUCUUCAUUUCUUUCUGUUCGUCUCGGUUCUAUUACAAAUGCAACUAACCAAAUUAACACUUCUUUAUCUUAUUAUCAUUAUGAUCAAAGACCACCAGCAGCAGUAGCAAGGCGUCGUCGUCGAUUAGAGGAUCCAAUAGCUACUUUUGCUUCAAACUAUUAUAUUACGUAUCCUCGUCAGAUGUCCAAGUCACCAUCACGACGAUCUACAUUACUUUCAUCAAAACCUUCAUCAUUAUCACCAUCUCGUCAAAAAAGUAAGCAAUCAAAUCGUAAGAAUAUUUAUUGUGAUCUUUUUAAUUUACUCGAACGUCCUUCUUCACCAACAUCAUCACUAAUUAAACAAAGAAAAAAACACAAAUCUAAUGAUCACAAUUCGUGUCGUUACCAUCGUUCCAUAGAUUUGAACAAUUCUCAUACAAAAGUGAAAUCUACUAAUGAUAGAAAACGGCAUCAUCAAAGAUAUACCUAUUAUAAAGAAAAAAAAUGUCAAGACGAUAAAUUAUCACCCAUAGAACAACAUGAUCGAUCAUUAGAAAAAACAAAAAAAAUUAAUCAUACGUACCAACCACGUUUAUCAAACAGAGGAUUCUUUCGACGAUUAGUGUGCAAUUAUUUUUGCUUCACUUCGCCAGUUGCUAAUAAUGGAUAUUCUAGCUAG